Molecule: messenger RNA, 1395 nt
Organism: Exophiala bonariae
Lineage: Eukaryota; Fungi; Ascomycota; Eurotiomycetes; Chaetothyriales; Herpotrichiellaceae
Gene: SPN1
Product: RNA polymerase II transcription- protein
Exons: 3
Coding region: 1-1395 (464 amino acids)
Biological process (GO): cytoskeleton-dependent cytokinesis; intracellular protein localization
Cellular component (GO): septin complex; septin ring; cell division site
Molecular function (GO): molecular adaptor activity; GTP binding; GTPase activity
Source: RefSeq, a predicted model, not a curated record
AUGACCGAUACUGAUUCCAACUCUGAAAUCUCAGCUACCGUGGGAAAUGGCAUCCGCUCUUCUCCUUCACCCAAUAUCCCCAAUGGCAAACCCGCCUCACCCUAUGUGAAGGAAAGCACUCCUGUGCAGACCGUCAGUUCCAAAGAUCCCAAGGCUGCUGCAGCUGCGGCCAAUGACAUGCGAAAUGUGGUGCGAAGAAAAUUGACCGGUUAUGUUGGUUUUGCCAAUCUGCCCAACCAAUGGCACAGAAAAAGUGUGAGAAAGGGAUUCAACUUCAAUGUCAUGGUAGUUGGCGAGUCGGGAUUGGGAAAGUCGACCUUGGUCAAUACUUUGUUCAAUACCUCCCUCUAUCCUCCACGUGAGCGCAAAGGACCCAGCUUAGAUAUCAUUCCCAAGACCGUGUCUAUCCAAUCGAUCAGUGCUGAUAUUGAGGAGAAUGGGGUUCGUCUGCGCCUCACGGUUGUGGAUACUCCCGGAUUUGGCGAUUUUGUCAACAACGACGACUCAUGGAGACCCAUUGUGGAAAAUAUCGAGCAGAGGUUUGAUGCGUACCUGGAGGCUGAGAACAAAGUCAACCGGAUGAACAUUGUUGACAACCGAGUCCAUGCCUGUGUUUACUUCAUUCAGCCCACCGGCCACUCCCUCAAGCCUCUGGAUAUCGAGGUGAUGCGCCGUCUACAUACCAAGGUCAACUUGAUUCCUGUCAUUGCAAAGGCGGAUACAUUGACUGAUGAAGAGAUUGCCUCGUUCAAGCAGAGAAUUCUCAGUGAUAUUCAGCACCAUUCCAUCCAGAUCUUCGAAGGUCCUCGAUAUGAGCUCGAUGAUGAGGAGACCAUUGCGGAGAAUCAAGAAAUCAUGUCCAAAGUACCCUUCGCCGUGGUGGGUGCCAACUACGAAGUGACCAACCCAGAAGGCCGCAAAGUCCGUGGCCGCCGUUAUCCCUGGGGCAUCAUUGAGGUAGAUAACGAGGAGCACUGCGACUUUGUCAAGCUGAGACAGAUGUUGAUUCGAACGCACAUGGAAGAGCUCAAGGAGCACACCAACAAUGCGCUGUACGAGAAUUACCGCUCAGACAAGCUCAUUCAAAUGGGUGUGUCACAGGACCCCAGCGUGUUCAAGGAGGUCAAUCCUGCGGUGAAGCAAGAGGAAGAACGCACCCUACACGAACAGAAGCUUGCGAAGAUGGAAGCCGAAAUGAAGGCCGUCUUCCAGCAAAAGGUGCAGGAGAAGGAAAGCAAACUGCAACAGAGCGAGGAGGAGCUUUUUGCCCGUCACCGUGAGAUGAAGGAACAAUUAGAACGACAGCGAGCGGAGCUGGAGGAGAAGAAAGCACGCAUCGAACAAGGCCGGCCGAUCGAAAAGGAAGGCAAGAGAAAGGGCUUCUCACUGCGAUAG